Messenger RNA from Molossus molossus (Pallas's mastiff bat), 465 nucleotides. RefSeq names its product transmembrane protein 190 (gene TMEM190). Gene Ontology annotation, biological process: hematopoietic progenitor cell differentiation. The transcript has 5 exons. Lineage: Eukaryota; Metazoa; Chordata; Mammalia; Chiroptera; Molossidae. The record is from RefSeq and is a predicted model, not a curated record. The coding region runs from base 1 to 465 and encodes 154 amino acids. Gene Ontology annotation, cellular component: inner acrosomal membrane.
AUGGUGGGCUAUGGGGUCCAAGCUUUGAGCCUCUUCCUGCUGAUGCAAGGCUCAGCAGAUGGGAAUGGAAUCCAGGGAUUCUUCUAUCCAUGGAGCUGUGAAGGAGACACAUGGAACCGGGAGAGUUGUGGGGGCCAGGCGGCCACCGAGAACCCCAAUCUAUGUCUACGGCUACGAUGCUGCUACCAAGACGGGGUCUGCUACCACCAGCGGCCAGACGAAAACAUGCGGAUCAAACACCUGUGGGCGCUGAGCUGGACGUGCGCAGGCCUUCUCUUUGUGAUCUUCAGCAUCUUCUUGUACUGGUGGAUCAAGAGCCGGGACAUGCGGCAAAUCCAGGGGUUUCUGCAGGGCAAAUGCCAGCCGUCGUCGGGAACAGUGUCUGUAUCAUCCAAGAAAAAAACGUCCAUGGGCAGCGUGUCCACCAGGGGUGGCGAAGGGGAAGAAGGAGGCGAGGACGAGUAG